Molecule: messenger RNA, 6859 nt
Organism: Schistosoma haematobium
Lineage: Eukaryota; Metazoa; Platyhelminthes; Trematoda; Strigeidida; Schistosomatidae
Exons: 23
Coding region: 27-6413 (2128 amino acids)
Cellular component (GO): mRNA cleavage and polyadenylation specificity factor complex
Source: RefSeq, a predicted model, not a curated record
GGCCUUAUUUGGUUUUCCGCGCUACUAUGCCUCAGUCCGCGUUUGAUAGGAUUGUCACUCUCAUAAAUGAGGCAUCUUUAGCACAUCUGGCAAGUGUCAAGGUGUCUAAUUUGCUUCAAGUGAAAGAGCUACUGAUACACCGUGAAUACUCCUUACUGGAUAACUUUUUUGAGGAGGUUGUCAAAUUUCAACAUGAUCCAAACGCAGAAGUUAAAAGGGCAGUAAUCGGUUUCAUUGAGGAUGCUUGUCGGGUUGAUACGGGUCUUCUAAAACGAGCAGUGGGAUCUCUGUUCUAUCUUUUCUCAACGGCAAUACAACAAGAUCCUCCAUCUGUUAGUUUACUACGAUGCCUCACGGCGGCAAUGAUACCUAUUUAUCGGAUUGCAUUAUCUCGUGCCAUCAAAGUUGGAAUAAUUGAUUCUGGUGUGUCAAUGAGCGGUGGUUGUGGAAUAAUCGCCAAUUCAACUGCUGAUAUAGCUUUAGAAACAUUUCGAAGCGUUGCUGGACUUAAAGAUGAAAUCGUUCGGUUGAUGUUACCUUCAGAAGUUUCUGGAACAUCGGUUUUUGGCCAGUACCACCCUUCAUUGUUUAACGAUGCCAUAAGAAUCCAAGCAAUCAGUCUUAUUGAAUGUGUAAUUAUUCUCCAUUCACGUCGAUUGCCUAAUUCUGAAAUACCACGUGAAAAUGAAGGUGAUUUAUCUUUGGAUCAAAUUCCAGUGCUUACCAACACUCAACUGCAAGCCAUCCUUGAAGCUAGUACAGCAGCAUCUUCAGCUACACUUCUUCCAGGUGUUUGUUUAGUUCGACCUCAUCGAUUAGCUGAAGAAGCCGAACGUUUAUUUAUCGGAUUAUCAAGUUGGCCAGUACGCGGGAAGCCUAGUAUGUCUUCUGGAUCGGUCACAUGUCCAGUUCUUGAAUCAGUCAUGGAUUCACUAGUAAAUAUUGCAAAACAAAGACCUCAAUUUAUGGACCGUGUUGUUCAAGCAUUUGAAACAGUUCAUGUAACAUUACCACCUCAUUUCUCGGAUAAUCAAGUUAGUUCGGUGCGGAAAAAACUGAAAAACGGUCUGCUACAGUUACUUCGACAUCCAGCUGCUGUAUCAGAUUUUCAGGGUCGAAUUACUAUAUUGCUAACUGAUCUUGGAGCUACUCAUGCAGAAGUUCUGCAAGCAUUGCAAAGUCAUACCGAGUUAUCUCGUGCACGUCUUUAUCCAGACCCAAGCACAUUUAUGCCUAAUCGUUCGGAUCCAGAUUUUGUUGAUCAUGGUGAUGUGGAUAUGAGACAACAACAACAACAACCUAGUAUAUCUCCCAUUAUACCAUCCCAACCUACUGUAUCUGUGGCCCCUAGCAGUUUACCUGCUACUGAUGAUAAAUUGUCACUCGUUACUCACGUACAAGCAACUUUUCCAUCAACAGACAGUACAAUAGCAUCUUCUGGGUCUGCUACACUUACAAGUUCCAGCAAAAUACAAGAAGAACCUCAGAUACCUGCAUCAACGGUACCAAUAACUUCAAAUGUUACCCCAACGUCUUGUCAGCAAAAUCAUCCCAUAACUUCUAGUGGUUUCACAUUAGCUGAAGCGGAAGCAGCUCUCCGAUUUGAUGAUGACGACGAUGAUGAUGAAGAUGACGAAGACAUUCAAAUACCACGUUCAUCUAGACGGCUGAGAAAGAGAGCGCGUAUUUCUAGUAGUACGACUAGUAGCGGUACAAAGCACACAUCAUCAAAAGUUAACUCCAGUGAUGGUAAAUUUCGGACACCUGUUAUACCAGAAAUUGAUUUAAUUACAACACAAGUAGUGCCUAAGCUAACAACAGCUAAUGUUGCUGAUCUCGUUUUACUCAGUAUGGUUACCUUACCUGAUCAAAUGCCUGCUUCAUUUCACUCGACUUAUACACCUAUAGCAGCAGCCGGGACAUCAGCGCAAAUUCACCAUUUAGCACGUAUGCUUGCUGUACAGUUAACUGUUUGGGCUGGUGAAGGUGGACAGUAUGAAGUUUUAGAUAGAAUAAAUCAGUUAGAGUUGUUAUUAAUUCCAGUUGAUGAUAAUGAUGCCAGCAACCAAAUAAAUCGCAAACGUACUUUAAAGUCUGAGUCACGUACUUCUAUUGAACAAGGUGGUGAUAUUCAAAAAGAAUCUGGUAAAUCUAAGAAGCGACGUAUGCUUUUAAAAGGUGACCAGACGUCUGCUGAAAAUGAUCCUGAAGCUGAGGAUGCUUUAAUCAGAGCUAAUGCUGCUCGUAAAAUGCAUAGCGCUCAGACAAUGAAUAUAUCUACUCUUGUUGGAUAUAAUAUUCAACAGGUGGCAACCAAUGAAUCAAUAGAUCUUAAUAUACCUCCACCUGGCUUAACUGGUCUUGUUUCAAUGUUUCCUCCUUCUACUUUAUCUUCUGUGCAAAAUACAAUGGUCAUGCCUCCAACAGUACCAAAUAUGAUGGUUCCUAAUUUCAAUCCAUCACAACCGCCACCACCUUUAUUACCUAUGAUGAUGAUGAUGCCAACAAUGGUACCGACACAAUCACAAACUCAAACCACAUUAGGUGUUGUAGCUGGUACACCAUCUAAUUUAUCUGUUCCUUUCAAUCAAUUUACAAACUCAUCGCUACCUAUGCCUUUGAAUGCAAUCCCUCAAUCUGAUUUAAUUGCCCCAACUCCAGUCCGUCCGUUCUCAUUGGAUGCUGUAACUACUUUCCUGAGUCGUGAUGUACAACGACAACUUGCUCGUGACGCAUUUAUGCGUAUUCUAGAAGGUUUGGGGAUUUCAUUCAUUCGUCGUCAGUCCCUUACUGAUGGCACAGUUGUUCCUACACCAGGAGCAACAGAUUUACUAUCAGGUCAAUAUGAUGUAAAUAGAAUGAAGUUAUUAACUCGUUUAACAACACGUCGGUUUGGUGGCAAUGAAUUUUAUAAUAUACUUAUUGAUCAUGCCAUCCAAAAUCUUCGUUAUGGAUUUGAACUGUUAUCAAAAUUAUUAAUGCAAGAAUAUUGUCGUUAUCGUGGUUUUCAAUUGAUCGGUUUCGGUUCAUUUUUGGAAACACGUCGUCAUCAAUUAUCUGUGAUCCGGGAACAAAUUCGUAAACGAUUCGAAUCAUCUACCUUAGAAAAUAGUGUUGUUGUCAAUUCCGUGGUUGAUUCAAAAAGGAAUGACGAUAUUACUGAGGAUGACAAUCUACAUAGUAACAAUGCUGUCCAUUCGGAAAAGUUGACAAAUACAGAAAACAAAGAGGCUACCAAUUGUACUGAUACCUCAUCUAUUGAUAAGAUUUCCAAUGUGAACAAGAACAGAUCAGAGUGUUUGCCAAAAGAUGCAAGUAAUAGUGAGAAGAAAGUAAAGCGUGAGAACAAAAACAAAAAAGAUGAUGAAGAGGAACCAGAAGCAGGAGAAGAUGAAGAAGUGGAAGAAGCGGAGACGGAGCAAGAGGUCGAUACUAAAAGCGCAUGUAAAUCUAAUUUGAAACAAUUAAGAAAUACUGGAGAUGUAAAGUCGACUAAAGAAAAAUUAAAUCUUUUGAAAGUGUCACUGGCACCACCGGAUGAUUUAGGCUGUUUAUCAUUUUACGAUUGCUUGUUGAUUGCAAUUCUUCAGAAAUUAUCCAAUCCAGAUCUACGUCAACACUACUUCAGCAGAUUUCUAAUUGAGGCACCUCUUUUAACUCCUGGUGCAAUAAAUGAAUUGAAACGAUAUUGUUCAUCACCAGAUCAAGCAACUUAUGGAUUUGAGAUAUUGCGUACAUUGAUCGAAACACGUCCAGUUAGUCAAAGAGAAGAUCUUUUGAAUAUGUUAUUACAUUUUUGUUCGGUGGAUGCAUUAGAAAUUCGCAAAGCUGCAUUAACUGCUACAAGAGAACUGGCAAGUUCCGAUCCUAGAUGGCAAGAUCACAUAGAGAUGUUCGCUGUACAAAUGCUUAAAAAGCUGUUACAACCUCGUCCAAGUCCAGAUAUUUUUCCAUUUCUUAAUCAGUCGUCAAUACCGUCAAGUUGGACAGACGAAGCCUGUCAAGCUUGUGCACACUUAUUUCUUGGUUUAAUGCCUCAAAGCCCUGGACUUAUGCAUCAGUUGGCUGAAGUUUAUACUCAAGCUUGCCCAAAUAUAAAACGAUGUUUACUUAGAAUGGUUGAUUUACCGAUUCGUGAUAUCGGGAUUUAUUCAGUAGAUCUUCAUAAUUUAGUUAGUGAAUGUCCAAAUGGUGCAGAAACUCUCAUAACACGUAUGAUACAUAUUCUUACUGAUUGGCCAUCAGCUGCCAAUGCAGCUGCUGCUACCGCUAAUUCAUUAAGUGUUAAUACCAGUAAUACAUCUGUUCCAUCAUGUUCAACUCCAACUAAAGUCCAAACAACACCUCUUAGUCCCGGCAAUAAUACUCAUCAAAUCGGACAAUUAUUAAUUGGACCAGCUGUAAUUAUUCCACCACCUUCAUUAGUUGAACGAGUUUAUCGUUUAUAUGAAGAACGUGUACAUGAUGUUCGUUGCCUUAUUCCUGUAAUUGUUGGUCUAUCUAAACAGCAAGUUAUAAAUGCACUACCUAAAUUAAUACAAUUAAAUGAAAAAGUUGUAAAAGAAGUAUUAACUCGAUUGUUACAUGCAAGUGUAGCUACUCAGUAUGCUCCACAAAUUAAAGGUGUCAGGAACAUUCCAUUUAAUUUAAAUGAUCAACCUUCUCCUCUUGGUCCUUUAAAACCUGAAGAAUUAUUGGUCGCUAUUCAUUUGUUGGAAUUUGCCAAAGAUCCUUCAGCACCGCCCUCAUCAAAUGAAGGUAAAUCGACAAAACCUUAUGUAAACCUUCAAUCUAUACUUCAUGCAUGCCGUGUUUGUUUUGCUGAACGUCGAUUGUUUACACAAGAACGUCUAUCUGUUGCAAUUGGCCAACUUUUAGAACAACCUGUUCUGCCUACUCUAUUUAUGCGUACUGUUAUGCAAGCAUUAGCUUUACAUCCUCGAUUGGCUGGUUAUGUAAUCAAUGUAUUGGUUCGAUUAAUUCGUAAACAGGUAUGGAAAAGUGAAAAACUUUGGGAUGGAUUUAUUAGAUGUUGUGCAAAGACUAGACCGCAAAGUUAUCAAGUUCUAUUACAAUUACCACCGGAUCGUUUGGAAGCUGUAUUUCAAUGGGAACCAGCUAUGCGUGGUCAAGUAAGACGUUAUGUCGAAAAUUUCUCUUCAGCUCAACGCAUUCAUAUAUCUAAAGCUAUUGUUGAAGUUUUAGAACAUGUUCCCACUCCUCCUCGUUUACCAACGCCUGAAGUUCAUCCUAAUAAAACUAACAGUGAUUUAGAAACACAAGAACAAGGUAAAAUUAUAUUAUCGACAAAUAAUAGUCCCUCUUCAUCUGGUCCUGGUACACCGACACGUGAUGAAAUACCUCACUUUGAUACACCAUUUAUCGCUGCUGCAAUGUUUGCUCAACAGCAACAGCAACAAAAUUCUAAUAUGAUGACAUCAUCCAGAGAAUCAACAGUUUCCACUGUAAUUGAUAAUCAAUUUCAGAUUCAUUCAUUUACAUCUCAUUCUAUACAACCAAUAGGUUCAUUUAAUUCUGGUUCUAGUCAAUCAAAUCUUCAUUCAUCAUUACUUCGAUCUUCGCCUUCCUCUAUAUUACCAUCAUUAUCAGAACCAUUAGUUCAGCAAAAAAACUUAUCGUCAUUUUCUAAUAUAAUUGAAACUAAUCCUGAUAUACCUGAUGAUAAUGAUAUGGAUCCAACUAUGGAAGAUUUGUUUGAAGCUGAUUGUCAGCAACAACAAUCACAUACAAAUUCGUUAGAUGAAUAUGAUGUAAUGAAUCAUUCACCUCCACAAAUUACUAUGGACGUAUCACAACAGUUGAGUAAACAUUUUAAAUCGAAACCGUCUUUAGUAUUACAAGAGAUUGAAAAUGAUCCAUUAGAUUUUGAAGAAAAUUCAGAUCCGAUUACUGAACGUAGUGCAACUUAUUCAUCAUCAUCUUCAAAGAUCCGUCAGUCUGGCUGUACUGAAAAAUCUGAUGUCGGCGAUGAUAAUGAUGAUAUUACUGUUCCAUAUAAUGAUAACCACAUGAACAAAGGCUAUUGUUAUGAUGAUGACGAUGAUGGUGAGCCACCUAUACUUCCUGCUUCUCGUAUUGACUCUGUAACUAGUUUGAAACGUUGGCAUGAUACUGAAGUUAGUGAAGUUAGAUCAACCUCUGAAGACUUGAAUAACAAACAAUUCAACAUACUUGCUGAUGAAGGAAGUCAUGAAAUUUCCAAGUCUUCUUCAGUUACGACGACUUCCAGUAGCCAUCGACCGAAACGCCCAGUUAAUGUAAACAAAUUAGAAGCGGAUAGGAAACGUUUAGAAGAGGAAGCAAUUAAAUAUAGACAGUUAAAAGCUGAGAGAAAACAUCAUCAACAACAACGAAAAGAGCAAUCUUCGAAUGAUUUAACGGGAAUUGAAUAAACGCUAAAUAAAAUUAUAUCUCUAACUGUUUUGUUUCAGUUUUAGUUGCGUCAUGUACAGUCUAUGCAAUACACGUUAGUGUACUAAUGUAUUAGAUUGUAUUCAUUGUAUCCAUUUGUGUAUGUGUAAAAAGUUUACUUUUUACAGAUGGACAAAUUACUUUGUUUAAACAUCAUUUCUUAGUUUCUAUACAAUUUCGGGAUCUACAUCAAUAUAAAUAUAUUGUGGUCAUUUAGUACCAUUAAACUGACUAACACAAUGUUUGUCUGUAUAAAAAGUGUUCUUUUUUUUAAUCCUCAGUCUUCAUAAUGCGGUGAACCACCGUUUUGUACAGUUUUAUAAAGAAAAAUUUAUCGGUAAGAAAAGCUUUCUGUUAGUUGUUCAUUAUCCAACCGUUUUAUAGUUUUAAUGAAUUAUCCACAAGCUAUCUCACUAAUGUUAAUGAU